This is a messenger RNA of Habropoda laboriosa, 753 nucleotides long. RefSeq lists its product as uncharacterized. The record is from RefSeq and is a predicted model, not a curated record. Gene Ontology annotation, cellular component: membrane. The coding region runs from base 1 to 753 and encodes 250 amino acids. NCBI's taxonomy places the organism in Eukaryota, Metazoa, Arthropoda, Insecta, Hymenoptera, Apidae. The transcript has a single exon.
AUGGAACUACUUAGUUACUUAAUUAAUGAUUGGCAAGCAUUGCUUAAAAUUAUUCUUUCUGAUGUGAUCUUAUCAGUAGACAAUGCUUUAGUUAUUGCAAUGGUGUGUGCUGGAUUAAAACCAGAACAUCAAGGAACAGCAAUGAAAUGGGGUAUGUCUGUUGCUGUAUUGGCAAGAAUUUUAUUCCUACUUAUUGCAUUUAUCUUAGUGCAAAUCCCAUUCUUGAAAAUCUUAGCUGGUCUUUGGUUAGUGAAAUUGGGGUAUGAAAUGAUGAACAAUCAUGGAGGGGAUGAAAGUCUUGAACAGAAAAGUGACUUAAAAAGUGCAAUUAUUGCCAUUGUAUUAGCAGAUGUUGCUAUGUCUCUAGAUAAUGUUCUUGCAGUAGUUGGUGCAAGUGGUGAAGGACAACAUGUUCUGUAUAGUUUUGAAUUGUUUGGAAAAGUAUUUGAAAUCUCUGACAGCUAUCCUUUAGCAAUUGUUGGUGUAUUAAUCUCUAUCCCAAUCUUACUAUUUGCAUCUAAAGCAUUGAUGAAAUUAGUUGAGAAAUACCCAGUAUUAAAUGUAAUUGGUGCAUUAGGAAUUACAUUCAUUGGUGUUGAAAUGGCAAUUAAAGAUAAUGCUUUCAAAGGUUUUAUUGAGAACUUGGCAACACAAAUAAGCUUAACUUCUAAUACAUUUGUAACUUUUGCUGGACUUGCAAUCACUGGACUGUUAUAUUUACUAUUCAAGUUGAUUGGAAAGAAACUGAAUUAA